GGAUUUAUCCUCCUUAGUUCCACGGGACAUGAAUCUCAGCAGCAGCGUGAGCAGCAGUUGACUGAGACAACAAAAACGUGCUCAAUGCAUCUUUCUCAAGGGGACUGAAUAGGAGGAGGCACCCUGAGGACGAGCCAAGUCCCCACAUUUUUUACUUUAUUUAUUCUUUAUUUAUUAUGUAUUUAUUAAAUAUGGGGCGCGUCAUUCUGCUGACUCUCUUCGUCAUGUUCAUGUUGCUGUGCCAGGGGUUUUGUUCGGGAGUAUUUGAGCUGAAGCUGCAAGAAUUUCUGAACAAGAAGGGGGCGCAGGGCAACAAGAACUGCUGCAAAGGAGGCCUGACCUCCUCCUUCCAGCAGCAGUGCGAAUGUAAGACCUUCUUCAGGAUCUGUCUCAAGCACUACCAGCCCAACGCCUCCCCGGAGCCGCCUUGCACCUACGGCGGCGCCGUGACGCCUGUCCUCGGCUCCAACUCCUUCCAGGUUCCCGAUGUCAUCCCGGAGAGUUCUUUCAGCAACCCCAUCAGGAUUAACUUCGGCUUCACGUGGCCGGGGACCUUCUCACUGAUCAUUGAAGCGUUACACACCGACUCCAAAGAUGAUCUCUCCACAGAGAAUCCAGAGCGCGUUAUAAGCACAAUGACCACCCAGAGGCAUCUGACGGUAGGAGAGGACUGGUCCCAGGACCUGCACACCGCGGGGAGGACCGAGCUCAAAUACUCGUACCGCUUCGUGUGCGACGAGCACUACUACGGGGACGGCUGCUCGGUGUUCUGCCGGCCCAGAGACGACGCUUUUGGACACUUCACCUGCGGAGAACGCGGGGAGAUUGUGUGUGACGCCGGGUGGAAGGGCCAGUACUGUACAGAACCGAUCUGUCUGCCAGGAUGCGACGAGGAGCACGGCUUCUGUGAAAAACCUGGCGAGUGCAAGUGCAGAGUGGGAUUCAAGGGUCGCUACUGCGAUGAGUGCAUUCGUUACCCGGGCUGUCUCCACGGGACCUGCCAGCAGCCCUGGCAGUGCAACUGUCAGGAGGGCUGGGGAGGGCUGUUCUGUAACCAAGAUCUGAACUACUGCACUCAUCACAAGCCAUGCAUGAAUGGAGCCACUUGCAGCAACACUGGUCAGGGCAGCUACACCUGUUCCUGCAAGCCUGGCUUUACUGGGGCCAGCUGUGAGAUCAAGGUCAACGAAUGCGCUGGAAACCCAUGCCGCAACGGGGGAAGCUGCACCGACUUAGAAAAUACAUAUAAGUGCAGUUGCCCUCAUGGUUUCUAUGGCAACAACUGCGAGUUAAGUGCCAUGACGUGUGCAGAUGGGCCUUGUUCCAAUGGAGGCCGCUGUGCUGACAACCCCGAUGGAGGAUAUUUCUGCCAGUGCCCCACUGGGUAUGCAGGAUUCAACUGUGAGAAAAAGAUUGACCACUGCACCUCCAGUCCCUGCUCCAAUGGUGCCCGCUGUGUGGAUCUAGUCAACUCAUACCUGUGCCAGUGUCCAGAGGGUUUCACCGGUAUGAACUGCGACCAGACAGGCGAUGUUUGCUCAGCCUACCCUUGUCAGAAUGGUGGGACUUGCCAGGAGGGUCCCGACGGCUAUUUCUGCUCCUGCCCACCUGGAUACACCGGCCGCAACUGCAGCUCCCCCAUCAGCCGCUGUGAGCACAACCCUUGCCAUAACGGCGCCACCUGCCACGAGAGAAACAACCGCUACGUCUGCGCAUGUGUUCCCGGGUACGGAGGCAGGAACUGCCAGUUCUUGCUUCCGGAGCAUGCCGCGAUCCGCGGCUCAGAGGUUCCCUGGAUGGCCAUCGGAUCCGGUGUGGCCAUGGUGCUUCUGCUGCUGGCUGGAUGCGCCGUGCUGGUCGGGUUUUUCCGAUCGAAAACUCAGCACAGUGUUCAGGCGGAGACGGCAGGUGAAGGAGAGACAAUAAAUAAUCUGACCAACAACUGUCACCGUGGUGAAAGGGACCUGGCAAUCAGUGUGAUGCCAAUGCCUGGUGUCAAGAACAUCAAUAAAAAGAUGGACUUCUGCAGCGGCGACCCCGAAGAAGGAUCUUCACCCGGAAGGAGCAGCUACAAAAGCAGGCCUCCGCCUUCAGACUACAACCUGGUGCGAGAGGUGAACUACGAGCAGGCAGCUAAGGAGGCCAUGCUGGAGGCAGUCUGCGAGGACAAGUAUCAGUCCUCGGAUUCAUUGGAGUUUGAAGAGAAGCACAGCAAACGUUUAAAAUGCGAUGCAUCAGAAAAGAGAGUCCCAGAACUGUCUGCAUGUGCGGACACCAAGUACAAAUCUGUGUUUGUGAUGUCAGAGGAGAAAGACGAAUGUAUAAUUGCAACUGAGGUGUAAGAAGCCACAAAUGGGCGUCCUGUUGCUCAUUUGUUCUAUGGGAGAGUUUUUAUGCUCCUUCAGAUGCUGCUCUAACCCUAGGGGGAGAUGUCCCGCCUUGAGACUGCUGCUGAUACAGAGACGUUUAACUGAUAUUCAGAGUGAGCUGGUUCUCUACUGGUAACUAAGUGUAGGCAGCGGCGGCCUGUGGGAUAAGAACUGGCAUGGUAAAAAUGUUUUAAAAAGUGCGAUUUAUAAGUGAUUUGAAUAAGAAAAUAAUUUUUUACAGUUGAUCAUAAACUGUCAGUAAGCAACCGUUGCCUCAUGGCAAUAGAGUAGGCUACAAGUUUUGUUUGUGCAACAUUUGCAGCCAGGCCUUUUCUCUAACCCACACGCUGUUGCUGAGCGCAGGAACUGCAUCAAACGGUGGAUGUUUGGCCAUAAUGGCCUGCUCUUCACAAGGCGCUUUACAUGGGCUGUGCACCCAUCGCUACCAUUGUGAAGUCUGUAUGUAUACUUGAUGACUGUGUUAACUGAAGUGCGUUUUCUCCCCCGAGCCCUCCAAACCAUUUAUGAUAUAGUAUUCUUUCAGAAAAAAAAA
This is a messenger RNA of Fundulus heteroclitus (mummichog), 2922 nucleotides long. It is a transcript of the gene dla, whose product is annotated as deltaA. Gene Ontology annotation, molecular function: calcium ion binding. Lineage: Eukaryota; Metazoa; Chordata; Actinopteri; Cyprinodontiformes; Fundulidae. The transcript has 11 exons. The record is from RefSeq and is a predicted model, not a curated record. Gene Ontology annotation, cellular component: membrane. Gene Ontology annotation, biological process: Notch signaling pathway; multicellular organism development; cell communication. The coding region runs from base 177 to 2342 and encodes 721 amino acids.